This is a messenger RNA of Clarias gariepinus (North African catfish), 3355 nucleotides long. RefSeq names its product Rho GTPase activating protein 4a (gene arhgap4a). Bases 275 to 2989 code for a protein of 904 amino acids. The transcript has 24 exons. Lineage: Eukaryota; Metazoa; Chordata; Actinopteri; Siluriformes; Clariidae. The record is from RefSeq and is a predicted model, not a curated record. Gene Ontology annotation, biological process: signal transduction; negative regulation of cell migration. Gene Ontology annotation, molecular function: protein binding. Gene Ontology annotation, cellular component: cytoplasm.
GUAGAGGAGGAACUUAACAAAACUGCUCUCUCUCUCUUCUCACUCUGUGAAUGAGUUUAUGUCAGGGCAGCCAGUCCUGCUCAUGGCGCGUGUGUGAGAGAGAGAGAGAGAGAGAGAGAGAGAGAGAUCUCCAGUGUGUUUGGUCUAUAACAAGGCUACAUAUUGAUGCGAGCGAGACAGCACGUUUUGUUACGUCUUUGAGGGUUUCAGUGGAGGCCAAUGUGAGAGGUGGCGAUACUCAGGGUUGGCAGGAUUUCAUCCAGUCGGAGGUACAAUGUCGUCUUAUAAUGUCAAACUGAGAAGAGGCGGAAUCGACUAUGACACACAGAUUAAAGAGGUACGCAAUCAGCUCUCUGAGCAGCUGCGUGUGUUUGAUAAUCAUUUGGAGCAGAAAUCGCAGGUACUGCAGGAUCUGAGUGAUUAUCUGCGCAGACGUGGCGAGAUCGAGGGCGAGUAUGCACGCUCUCUGGACAAACUGGCAGACAGGUUUACCUCAAAGACCAAAAAGAGGGAGUCCAGCAGUGAGUCUGUGUUGAAAUGUUGGCAGGAAUUGUUGAUCCAGACACGCCAUGAGAGUAAAGAUCACAUCUCACUAAGUGAGAGCUGUGGCACUACCUUACCACAGCAGCUCUCUCGCUGUCUCGAGCUUGUUCAGCGCCUGGCAAAAAAAAGUAAAGAUAUAAGUACCCAGUUACAAGAUGGACUGCUGAAGGUCACAGCUGAGCUCCAGACCACGCUGAAGACAUAUUCGCUGUAUCACACUGAGUACUUGUCGGCUGAGGGCAAACUUAAAGAAGCCACCAAACAGGAAGAGAAACAGAAACAAAGUGCAGCCAAGAAAAUGGAAAGACUCAUCGAAAAGAGGCAGUGUAAAGUACAGGAGACCCAGCUAAAGUGCACCAAAGCACGCAAUGACUAUCUGUUCAACCUGGAAGCGACAAACGCUUCCAUGCACAAAUAUUACGUACAGGAUCUCUCUUCCCUGAUUGAUUUCAGCGACCUGGGUUUCCAUCAGUCCCUGUCCCAAGUGCUUCAGUUUUACCUGUCCAGCCGCUCACAGGCCCACCAGAACCUGGGCUCUGGAUUGCAGCAGAUUGGCCUCGCGCUUUCCGUUUUGGAUCAGAAGCAGGACAGAGACACAUUGAUACAGGCUCAUGACGCGGCUUUCUGCAUGCCUCUUCGGUUACAGUACCAGCCUCAUGAGGGUGAUCAGGUGUAUGAAGUGAGCGCUGAUUUUGAUGUAAAGACUGAGCUUGAUACUCGAUUUCACCAGCUGCAGACCAGACUUUACACGGUUACAAAUGAAAACGAAGAGUUGAAUAAAAUGCUGCAGGUUUCUCAGUCUGCUCUGCUCGAAAACAUCAAUGAGGAUAUCUUCAGGUCUGAACAUAAUACCAGCCAAUCUUUGGAGAACAUAUAUGAAACAUCGACCAGUAAGCCGAAUCAAGGAAAACGUAGAUCCAAUUUGCAAGAGGCAGAAAGCUCGUACUCUACGAAAUUUAAGGACUAUCUUAUUAAUGGCUUAUUAAUAUCAAAACUACAAGCAAAGCAUGAUCUACUCCAAGUUGCUAUGCAGAAGGCUAGUACUGUGGAUGGUCGGCAUCACAGAAUGCGUUCCAAGAGGUCUGUUCGCCAGAGGAAGAACCUGAAUGCCUCUCAGACCAGCCAGAAGGCCUUCUCUCAUGACAUGCUCUCUUACAUCCAGGCAUUUGAAGAACCCAUUCCUUUGGUGGUAGAAAGCUGCAUCAGAUUCAUCAACCUUCAUGGCCUGCACCAUGAGGGUAUCUUCCGAGUCCCGGGUUCUCAGCUGGAGGUCAAUCGGCUCAGAGACCUCUUUGAGAAAGGGGAUGACCCCUUGGCUGAUGAAGUUUGUGCCUUGGACUCAGUGGCUGGUGUGCUGAAGCUCUAUUUCAGAGGAAUGGAAAACCCUCUCUUUCCUAAAGACAGCUAUGAGCAGCUGAUGGAGUGCGGACGAAUCGAGGAUGAAUCAGAGAAAGUUGCACAGUUAAAGUCAGUUAUUCUCUCCUACCCGCAACCACUAGUUGUGGUGAUGAGAUACUUGUUUGCGUUCCUCCACCAUAUCUCCCAGUACAGCGAUGAAAACAUGAUGCAGCCCUACAACCUGGCUGUGUGUUUCGGACCCAGUCUGAUCAGAGGACCUGAAGAUAUAGAUGCCGUUACUCUUCAGUACAUCAAUGCUCUUGUCAAAACAAUCAUUAUCCACCAUGAGAGCAUCUUCCCCGGCCAGAACGAAUUAGAGGGACCUGUCUAUGAGACGUGCAUGACACUGGAGCAAGAUGACAUUGAAGCUAACACAGAGGAGUUAGAGGUGGAACAAGACAUUUCUCCAAACAAGGAAGUUAAAGACGAAAUGGAAGGAGUCGCCUUGUUCGACUACACAGCCCGUUCCCCAACUGAGCUGUCCUUUAAACAGGGUGUGCGUCUCCGGGUUUAUAGCAGAGCAUCAUCUGACUGGUGGAGAGGAGAAAUAGACGGUUUAAAGGGGCUUAUACCGAAUAAAUACAUCAGUGUGCCAAGUAUGGAGGGAAGACAAGACCACAAAGAAAGAUGCAACAGUGGAAGUCAGGCAGAUGACCAGCCACCCGGGUCGACUCAAACACGGAUCAAAGUGUUCAGCGAGAAGGCGGGGUUCAGUUCCAGUCAAGCUCUGGCAGGGAAGAUUUCCUUACAAUUACCCACAGUUCAACUGUCAAACACUUCUCCGAGGGCUUUGCGAAAAACAGAGACACAGAUGAGAAGCGAAAAAGAGGAGGUCAAAAUCCUGGUGGACAAGGAGGUGUGUCAGCAGAUGAACUCUGUCUUCAAGGAGCUUCUUGUUCGACAACAGGAGCAAGUCACUUCAUCUUCUGUCCCACCUUCCACUCUUUCCCAUUCCUCUGGAUCCCCGCAAAGCUUUAACAAGAAAGGAGUGACACAGAAGGGAAAAGGCAGUUUGAAACUAGCUGAACUAAGAAAUGAGGGGAAUUAAUUCUAAAAAACACUGAGACAGCAGAGAACACAAGAGUACACAAAAGGUCUGUUACUGAAUGCAAAAAAGAGAACAUAAAUAUGUGUUCCUCUAAUGAUAUGUUGAGUUGUGGUCUGAUUAGUUCCUCAUCAUAUUUAUUUUUUAAACCUUUGGUGAAUGCUGUGAAGAAGUUUUCCCGGAUUAUUCUCUAAUCAUGUUACAUGACAUUAGCACUGCUGGAACUUCCUUAUUUAUGAUUGUCCUCCUUAAAGCUUCAGUGACCAAAUUCAGUUUAAUCAGCUUAAGUAGUAAUUUAUUUCCAAUGGCUAUUUAUUCUCCAAAUUGUGCAAAACAGUCUACAAAUGUUUGUUGUUUUACAAUAAAAGU